CCUGCGCCGCCUGCGCUGCCCCGAGCCCCACGCCGCCAUCCUGGCCGCCAGGCUGGUGUCCUCGGUGCAGGCGGUGAUGGCCUCCACCGCCGGGUACAUCAUCUCCUCCUCCUGCCACCACGUCAUCGAUGACCAGCACUGGCUGGCAGGGGCGUACCCCCAAUUCGCCGUCCCCUACUUCAUCUACGACAUCUACGCCAUGUUCCUGUGUCACUGGCACCGGGGACGGGUGAAGGGACACGAGGUGGCACCUCCUCCGUCCCUGAGGGCGGCCGCCGGCUCCUACCUACGCAAGGACCUCCUGAUGGUGCUCCACCACGCCGCCAUGGUGCUCGUCUGCUUCCCUGUGGCCACCCUGUGGCGCCAGGGGAAGGGUGACUUCUUCUUGGGGUGUCUCCUGAUGGCCGAGCUCAGCACCCCCUUCGUCUGCCUGGGCAAGGUCCUCAUCCUGUACAAGCUCCAGGACACGGCUCUCCACAAACUCAACGGGGUGGCGUUGCUGGUGACCUUCCUCCUCUGCCGCGUCCUCCUCUUCCCCUACCUCUACUGGGCCUACGGGCGCCAACGGGGGCUGCCCCUCCUGGGGGUCCCCGCCGCCCUGCCCCCCGCCUACAACGCCGCCGCCGCCGCCCUCCUGGCCCCCCAACUCUACUGGUUCGCCCUCAUCUGCCGGGGGGCCUGGCGCCUCUUCCGUCCCCCGCCCCCCCGCCAGCCCCCCUGA
Messenger RNA from Gavia stellata (red-throated loon), 721 nucleotides. RefSeq names its product TLC domain containing 3B (gene TLCD3B). Bases 77 to 721 code for a protein of 214 amino acids. Lineage: Eukaryota; Metazoa; Chordata; Aves; Gaviiformes; Gaviidae. The record is from RefSeq and is a predicted model, not a curated record. Gene Ontology annotation, molecular function: sphingosine N-acyltransferase activity. Gene Ontology annotation, cellular component: endoplasmic reticulum; membrane. The transcript has 5 exons. Gene Ontology annotation, biological process: lipid homeostasis; ceramide biosynthetic process.